UACUGCCAUGUGUUUGUAAAUAAUUGGGAAUACUGUUGAAAAAGAAAUUUCAUCUAACAUGAAUCUUCUUCCUAAGACCCACAAGGAGUUCAGCGAAAAAGAUUACUGGAAUAAGUUUUUUAAGAAACGCGGCAAUAAAGCAUUUGAAUGGUACGGCGAAUAUUUAGAACUGUGUGGACAUCUCCACAAAUAUAUAAAGCCAAAAGAUGCAAUACUUAUCACAGGUUGUGGAAAUUCAAGUCUCAGCGCUGAUCUUUAUGAUGUUGGUUAUACAAAUAUAACUAAUAUAGACGUAUCUGAGGUUGUUAUAAGACAAAUGACUGCUACAAAUGCAGCUCGCAGCAGUAUGAAGUUUUUACAUAUGGAUGCAUUAAAUAUGACCUUUGAAAAUGAUGUUUUUAAUGUUGUGUUGGAUAAAGGUACUCUAGAUGCACUAAUGCCAGAUGAUUCAAAAGAAACAAAUGAAAGGAUAGAGAAGUAUUUUUCUGAAAUAAAAAGAGUGCUAAAGCUUGGCGGUCGUUUUUUAUGUAUAUCAUUACUUCAAACACAUAUUUUAAAUAAGUUGGUUAAGGAAUUCUGUGACAAUUCAUGGAUGUUUCGCAUUGUAAGAUGUCAUGAGGCAGAACAAAAGAAUAGUGAGAAUGGAGAUGGAAAUACUUUACCUGUGUUUGUUGUUGUUGCUACUAAGUUCAAGGAAUUGCCUAAAUUGAUAAUAGAAGUGUGCAUGGCCGGAGAGAAAAUGAUCAGGCUGGAUACUCCGCAAGAGUUACAGGAUUGUGUGAAAUCUGUGCAGGACACAGCAUUUGUUACUAAUGGACUUGCUAAAACUAAUCUAGACGAAGAUGAUGAGGUAUCACUUGAUUUGAUGCAACCGGGUGAGGAGACACCUCGGUAUACCCUGUAUGUUGUGGAUCAGAAGCGUACUCAGGCCGCCAACAAGUAUGCUGUCUUCAUUGUGCCACAAGGCAGGGAAUCGGAGUGGUUGUUCGGUACGGCAGCGGGUAGACGGCAGCUGCAGCAGUCGGCCAAGUUCUCCCGGCUGGCGGUGGCGCUGUUGCGACGCGGUCAUAUCUACGACAGCCUCGACGCUGUCAAGGAAGAGUUGGCGCAUUCUGCUAAGAUGCUUGCCCCUAACGGGUUUGCGGGACAGAUCCCGUUCCUGUCAGUGGGUAGUGACGUGGGGCGGCGGGUGAAGGUGGAGGAGGGCAGCUCCAAGGUGUCGGGCGACUUCGUGGUGGAGGACGUGGAUGUGCAGGGCGUCUCCUACCGCCGCCUCGUCUUCCUCGACAAUCAGUUCUUAGUGCAAUCGGAGGCUAAACUUAAAACUGUAAAAAAGAAGAACAAAAUCCGUACAGUGAUCGACUUUGGUCACAUAUCUACAUAUCAUACGUUCAUGUGUGUGGGGGCACAGCUGUGCCCCGCGGGGCGCGUGGCUGUGCUGGGUCUGGGAGGGGGGAGUCUCUGCAUGUUCCUCAAGAAGUGCUUCGAUGAUCUGAAGGUCACCGCCGUAGACAUCGACCCUGCGAUGUUGGACCUCGCUCGGAAACACUUUCAUCUCGAAGUGGAUGACAGACUUCAAGUACAGAUUAAAGAUGGACUUGAUUUCUUGAAAGAUGAAGCGAAGAAAGGUGAUCAUUACGAGGUGGUGAUGUUCGACAUGGACAGCAAGGAGAGGACCCUGGGCCUGUCCUGUCCUCCACCACACUUCCUGCACGACCACGCCCUCGCCCACGUCACAGAACUGCUGCACAACCACGGUCAUUUCAUACUAAACCUGGUAUGUAGAGAUGUGAAACUCUACGAAUCUAUACUAAACACUCUGAAACGUCACUUCAAACAUUUAGCUACUGUGAAAUUGUAUGAAGAAGUGAAUGAAAUCGUAUUUGCUACGAACAGCAACAAGCCAUACAAUACCGAGGACCUCGAGACAGCUGCUAAAGGUCUGAAUGCGAGAGCGAGACAGAAGAAUCUUGUGAAUAUAAAAUGUGUAGAUUUGAAAGAUUUUUUACAAUCAUUGACUAUAGUUUCCUGAGGUCCGGUCAGUCGUGGACUCUAAUUGUGAGAUUUAUAUCAGUGUAGUUAAUAUAAAUGUUUAUGUUUUUAAAUGUUGUACAUUGUUGGAACGAAGUUCCUUAUCGCGCG
This is a messenger RNA of Papilio machaon (common yellow swallowtail), 2142 nucleotides long. Its product is annotated as eEF1A lysine and N-terminal methyltransferase homolog. NCBI's taxonomy places the organism in Eukaryota, Metazoa, Arthropoda, Insecta, Lepidoptera, Papilionidae. The record is from RefSeq and is a predicted model, not a curated record. The coding region runs from base 59 to 2032 and encodes 657 amino acids. The transcript is spliced from 9 exons.